Molecule: messenger RNA, 6630 nt
Organism: Chironomus riparius
Lineage: Eukaryota; Metazoa; Arthropoda; Insecta; Diptera; Chironomidae
Source: the annotation of a GenBank genome assembly
AUGAGUGGAGAUAACUUGUUCUAUGUAUCGCGGGCGAAUAUCUUCUCCAUAUAUCCAAAUAUAUUAAAGAAGAUCGUUGGAGUAGAUGAUGAAAAUUAUAGUCCAGAGAAAAGUAUUGCAAUACUUCCAAGUGAUUUCGAGUGGCAACUAAAAUGCUACUUUCGUCUCCUAGAGCAACAGAAGAAGCUUAAUACACUCGAUAAGAAAUCGGUUCUUGAAUUAUCACAAAUUGAACGUUCUGCAUCCUUACAAAGACAACAAAAUACACAAGAUGAAGAGUUUCGGGAUCGUGAUGGAAUCGUAUAUACUCCAAUAUACUCACCCAUAUCCCCAAAUGCAGAUAGAAGUUUGAUUAAGCCAUUAGGAUAUUGUGAACAAGAAUUUCGACUAAGUGUCUCCCAUGAGACUAAUAAUGUGAUUUGGGAUUUAAGUGAAUUUGCCAAAGCCGGAAAACUUCUCAAAACACCACCGAUGGAUGUCGAAUUUUAUGACGAAUAUGAAAUGAGAAAAGUUUAUUCACUCAUCUACGAUGUUUUCCGAUAUAUUGAGACGUGCUUAGACAAAAUGAAAACUAAAUUGGCAGCAUCCAUUACUAAAAUUAGAAUUGAGAAGCAAGCUUUAAAUUUACAAUAUUUACUUCCAUCGCAUUUAAGAGACGAGAAAGUUGCAAGAGCGGUUACGAAUCCAAUCAUCACGGGAUGGUUUAAUAAAUUUAAGAAGAGUCUAACGAAAAGAGAUAUUACAAAAAAGUUGGAAGGAAUGGGUUUCAAAGAGCUAGAUGGAUGCGAUACAAAGUCAUUUCCCAAAUCAUUUCGAUAUGAUAAAGUUUGUCCAAACUUUUUCUUCCUUUGGUUUCCAAGAGAUAAAAGUGAAUUCCUUCAAGAUGCAAUGAUAAGAGAGAAUGAUGUUAUACUUCAAAAUAAAGCCUUCACUGUUGGACCAGCAAUAUUUGCAAAGCUUGUAAAUUAUUUCGAGAUUGCUGGUGACAUAUUGCAAACUCAUAUUUUAUCACCACGUAGUACUGCCUAUCUAGCAACAUUACUGCUUAGAAAUCGAUUUGUUGGAAAAUUACGAGUUUUUGGUGCUGGAAGGAACUAUAAAGAAUAUAAAGCAUAUUUUGAUAAGAUUGGUGCAACAAACAUUCAGCUAUAUGAGGAAAGUUUUUUAGGAAUUUCACGUCACAUUUUAGAAAAGACAGUUGCAAUUUAUUGUACUCCACCGUCCUCAUUCAGCAGCAUUCUCGAUCCAAUCGAAUUAAUAUGUUCUAGGGGUGGGGACUUGAAAAUGCUACAAUUUUUGAGCGAGUCAGAAAUGACAGACGAUGGACAAACGCGAGCGACAAAAAUUCUACGAGAACAAAGAGAAACAUUGAAAAGCUCAAUGUCUAAGCCACAAAUUCAAUUUAUUUUAUACGAGACACAUUCAAUUGUUGAAGCUGAAAACGAGGAUAUGGUACAACAUGCAAUGGAAUAUGUUAAUAGGAAAGCAUAUGAUAAACAUUUGAUUAAAGCACAAAAGGAACGGGAAAGACUUGAGCAGCUGGAGAGAGAAAAAGAAAAUAUGCCUGGAAUUCCGACAGCACAUCGUGAACGUGAGCCAAAAAAAGAUGCAAAAGGAAAGAAGACAAAGGGAAAUGAGCAGUCAGCAUCUGUGAAAAUAAAUACAAAUAAGACUGGGAUGAAGCAAAGCGACAGUUUAGAAAGUAUUGAUGCCAUUGAUCCCGUUGCCGAAGAAGCAAAGAAAGACGAGCCAUUAGUAGUCAAUGUGCCACUCACGGAUCUCUUUGAGGUUCAAAAAUUACCCGACUUUUGUAUCAAUCGAGAUAAUUGUGUGCUGCGACGAUCUGAAGGAUGCUUCUUGUCUCUCCUCAAGCGUAAAGAGAUUAUCCGAAUGGAUUCCAAGUAUCUUAUUCAGAUUGCAGAGCUUCGAGGUAUAUUUGGUGAUAAGGAUCGACCUAAGAAAACAAAAAGUAAGGCACAAAUGAGAGCGGAAAAGAAGCAAGAAGCAGCAAUGAAAGCAGCACGUGAGGCUUUAGAAAGGCAGAAAAUUGAAAAGACUAAUCCAAGUAAUGUUGAUAAAGUAGUUGAACGCUUACUGAAGCCAACACAAGCAACGAUAAUCAGAAUAACUCGUGAUGAGAUUUGGCGACGAAAGUAUCACGUAAUGACUCUACGUUAUAGCCAAUUAUUUCCUCCAAGAUGUGCCCGAUGUGAUUAUUACUCUCAAAAUUACUACUUCUUAUCUGAUAAGUUUGUUGCCGUUAAACAGUUUGAUGACACAAUAUCAUUAAGGUUCGAGGAACAAUCGACAUUCCAAGAGGCAAUAACAAAGCGUAGAGCUGAAAAGUGGUGGGAUGAUUUAUUAAAGCACAUUAAGCAGAUAAAGAUCUUGUCUGAAGUAAGUGGCGUAGAAAUUAACUUUGAUUCACUAGAUAAGAGCCUCGUUCCACCGCUCAAAUUGACACGAUUCCCUCAAGGAUAUAUAGCACCGCCGCCAAAAAAGAAAGUUUCCAAAGAAAUUCGACAGCAAUAUUCGUUAUCCAUUACUAUUUUGGAUAUUGAUCAGCCAAAGACUCAGAAGUUAAUUAAUCUUCGUCAUCGAUCUAUCACGCCUCGAGUAGCAACAUUAAGAACCUACAAUAAAUGCCUGAUGUGUCUUCACGAGUAUUUGAGAAUCACUAGUGGAUAUGACCAAAAAUACAUGAGAUAAAAGACAAAGUUUUUUUUAUUGGAAUGAAUAUUUUUUAUUUGUUAAAUUUUUCAUCAUUUUUUAACACAUAUAUAAUAAAAAUUAUAUUUAUAAUAAUCGGGGUAAAUUUACAUAUACGUUUCAACAAAAUAAAAAAUAUCAAAAAUUUAAUUAUGUCUUGUUUUUUUCAUAAAUUUACUAUAAUAUUAAAUUUCCUUCAUAUCUUUAGCAAAAAACCCAAGGAAAAUAUUGGAUUUAAAUUUUAUUUACUUAUAUCUUCCCUUAUUUUUCCAACUUAAGGUAUUUUUUAAAUCAGUUUUUUUUUCUAUUCAACACGUUUUGCCUUUUUAUUAAAUUUUAGAUUUUUCAAGGAGUCGUUCACAAAUGAUGUCUAGGAAUUUAUGGAUUCCAAGUGUUUUUUCGCCGAUCAGUAGUUGAUAGACAUCAUUUAUGAACAACACCUUGUAAGGUUAUCAAAUUUUUUUGAUCAAUAAUCAAGGAAGUUGCUAUACCUUGUUUUUAAAUAGUUAACAUCAUCGUAAUAUUCUUAAAAGAAAAUUGCACGUAGCUAUAUCUCUUCUCACCAACAUCAUUUCAUCUAAAGUUUCAUUCUUUUCAUAGAGUAUUCGUAAACGGCUGUCUUUUUUAAGUUUGUUAUUGCAUUCAUCUCUAUUGAACUAAAUACUGCUUUAAACCACUUGAUUUUAAUAUUUUUUUUUGUAAUUUUUUAUGGUUUUUGUUCUAUGAUCGCUAAACUACACUCAUAGAAAAAAAGUAACCAUAAUAUUUGUUAUAUGUUUGUUAAACUAGUUUAACAAAUUAUUGGUUAAGUUUACAUGGGUAAAAAAAAUUUCAACCAAACUAUUUGUUAAAAAUUUUACAAUUGAGUUUGUUAAAUCAACAAAUUUAUUUGUUAAUAAUUGAUUUAAUUAAAUUUUAAUUUUUGUAUUCAAAACUCUUGUUUGAUUAAUUUCAAACGAUUCCCAUUAAUUUAUUGCGUUAUUUUUAAUGAGAAAACUGCUUUAAAUUGAAUUUUGUUUAUUUUGUUUAACAAAUUAAUUUGUUAAUUUUAACAAAACAUUUGUUACAAUGUUUUUAUUUGUAAUUUGUUUUGGAAAAUAAUGAUUUACAAACCAAAUCGUAAUUUAAAAAUUAAAUUUGUUCAUUUUUUUAAGUCCUACAUUUCUAUUUUAUUAUUCAUAAAUUAAUUUUAAAAUUUGGAUAUAUUUUUUAAAGAAUUAUUUAUAUUGGUUCUGAAUCAAAUUUUAUAAGUAAAAGUUUACAAGCAGCGGACUAGCGGAUCAUCAACAGGAAUUCAGAAGUUAAGCAACCACGGAAACAUUUUAAAAUAAGAUGGGUGACCAAAUUAACAAUUUUCUGGUUAAUAUUAACCGAAAAUUUGUUAUUUUUUUCUGUAAAAAAAAAUUUUAACAAAAAGUUUGUUAAAUUAACAAUUUUUAUAGUUAACAAUUCAACCUUACAAAUAAUUUGGUUAAAUUUAACAAAUAAGUUCGUAAACACUAUUUUAACGAAUUGUUUGUUAACAUUUUCCAUACAAGUUACAAACAUUUUGUUACUUUUUUUCUAUGAGUGUAAUAAUAAUGAGUGAAGUAUAGCUGUAUUUUAUUAAUAUUUUUAUGUAUCUUAAUUUCUUCAUCCUUUUUUUUUUUGUAAUACGUUUUGAUGCAGAAUUGUGUAUAUAUGUUGUUAAGAGCAAAGUUGUUUUGGGGUUUUAGCUGAAUCUAGAUAAUCUCUAUCUGAGCGUUGAUAACAAUGACUCAGCGAAAUUUUCCAUACCUAAAUUGCUUUGGAAUUAUGCGAAAAUUUAUUUUUUGGAACGAGUCCAAAAUAUGAAAGUUUGUUUUGAUUUCUUUAAGGAUUAUUGGAUAUACCAACUCUUACUGAGAUUGAGGAUUAUAUCUUGCAUAAAUCAAACAAAUUAUAGACAGUGGAAAAUUUGACUGAAUCAACAUUCUUAGUGAUCAAAUGAUGAUACUUUAGCUAAACAGCAAUGACAAAAGUCAAUUGGUCUGUUGAUUGUUUGAAUUCUCAUCAAUUGGACUUAAAAAAUGACAAGGGGUGUUCAACUACGAAGAGUUGUCAAAAUUCAAACUUAAUUUAACUGUAAAAUAUUCUCAAUAAUUUUUGUUAUAUCCACAAAUCAACAUUUGAUCACAAAAGAAUACGAAUUAUGUAGCAACUUUUGAAAUAAUUUAAAAGGAAAAUAUACUGACGGUAACAAUCAUGGAAGGAAUAAAAUUGCAACGAAAUAGAACGUAAAAGCUAUUCAUUUUUCGUUAUAUCCAAAAACGUUUAUAAAUUUUUUAAACGUAAUUUUAUAAAUUUUAAUUUACAUUUUUUUAUAUCUGUUGGGGUUUUUAAAUGAAUGGCACUCAAAAUUUAUGAACAAAAUUUUCUUUAUUUUAAGCAACGUGAAUUUUUUUUAAAAAAAUCCUAAAAAAUGCAAUUUUGCAUUUAUCAAAAAUAAAUUUUUCAUCCACGAUUGGAUCUCCGAAAAAUAUUCUCGUAUGAACUGCAAUAAUCGAUUUAUUGCAGCAUAUAAAAAAACAGAAUGGAAUUGAAAGAAAUGAAUCACGUGCGAAAGAAUUAUUGUUUUGUGGAAAACACUUGUCUUAGUAAGAUAAUAAUCAUAACAUUGAAUCAAAACGAUAAAUCAGAAAUUAAUGUAUUUUUUAUUUAGGUAUCCCGCUCAUUUUCGCUCAUCUUUCUCUAUAGUCUUAUCUUUAUUAUUAAAUAAUUAGAACAUGUUCAGUUCAAUUAUACAUGUGUAAAUGGUCGAUAUAGAAGAGACUUGAUAAACAAGAAGAAAAAAUGAGUUUCUGUGUAAAAAUUAGAGAACUAUCUUUUUUUUCUUGCCUUUUGUUUUUAUGAAUUAUGCUAUGUAUUAUUAUGUUGUGUUAUGUAUAACAUUAUUUUAUGGUCUAAUACUCAGUCCCGGAAAUGUAAAUUGUAUUCUUCUUUUUAUCUAUAUACCAUCAAGAAUCGGAAGUUAACUUUUUUUUUGAACCAUACAAAAAGUAUUAUAAGUGACGUGAUACAUAAACGACUCUCAAAAAAUACUGUUGCAUUAUAAUUUUUUAUGAUUAACUCUUUUCAUCAAUAAUAUCAAAGUGUUUUCUCUCAAAUUUUUUCGAUGGAGCUGCUGACAAGAUUCUAUUUUUCUGAAAAUUUAGCUUAGGGAUCGUUAACUUAUGACGUCCGAAAUUAAUGGUCGUUUUUUAAAAAAGAACAAUGGAUUUCCAAAAAUUUCUAUUACUCUUUUCUUGCUGACCCUCCACCUUGGAUGUCAUAAGUGAACGGCCCCUUUCAUUGAUUAGAACUUACAGAACCUAGACACUGAACAAUUCAAAUCAAAGGAAGCUAAAUCCACAAAUAUUUUAACCUUGUUUGCCCGCCCUCGAAUUCUUCAUAAAACUGCAGAACGCGAAUUCUUAUAAAUUAAUGUAGAUAAACCUCAUAUUUCCGGUCUAUAUAAGUGAAUUACUUCGGAAUGCACUCAAUCAUUUCUCUUUUUUUGAUUAUUGCUAAAUGCCAUUUAACCGGUUUCGAAUAAUAAUUUUUUUUAUGUAAUUUACCAUGAAAAUAAUAAUUUUUUACUAUAGCUGAUUUCGUUUAUCAAAAUUAAUUAAUCAAUAAAAAAAAUUGUGUCGAAAAAAUCAAGUCGAUAAAUUAUUGAAAUUUUUUACCGGUUAAUUAGUGAAUUAUUUCGUGUCUCUUUCCGCAUAUACAUACUCAUAUACUUAACUUUUAUUGUUCAACUUUUCUACCCACUGUGGUUCUCGUUCAAGUGAGUUUAUUUCGGCCAAUAACUGAUGAUACGCUCGCUCUGUAUCAUUAUUAAUAAUUAUCAUAUCAAAUAAAUGUCCCCAUCGUGCCUCCAUAUCUCGAGCUGUUGCAAUUAUUUCUUUCAGUUCUUCUUCC